Messenger RNA from Fusarium tjaetaba, 2307 nucleotides. RefSeq lists its product as uncharacterized. Gene Ontology annotation, biological process: translation; positive regulation of translational elongation; positive regulation of translational termination. Gene Ontology annotation, molecular function: structural constituent of ribosome; translation elongation factor activity; protein binding. Gene Ontology annotation, cellular component: ribosome. The transcript has 14 exons. Lineage: Eukaryota; Fungi; Ascomycota; Sordariomycetes; Hypocreales; Nectriaceae. Bases 1 to 2307 code for a protein of 768 amino acids. The record is from RefSeq and is a predicted model, not a curated record.
AUGGCCGCCCCCAACGAUGCUGAGCAUGAGAUGACCUUCGAUUCGGCCGAUGCCGGUGCCUCUCUUACCUACCCUAUGCAGUGCUCUGCUCUGCGUAAGAACGGUUUCGUCGUGAUCAAGAACCGCCCUUGCAAGAUCGUCGACAUGUCCACCUCCAAGACCGGAAAGCACGGUCACGCCAAGGUCCAUCUCGUUGCUACCGACAUCUUCACUGGCAAGAAGUACGAGGAUCUUUCUCCCUCUACUCACAACAUGGACGUCCCCAACGUCUCUCGUCGCGAGUACCAGCUGCUCGACAUCUCCGACGACGGUUUCCUCUCUCUCAUGACCGAUGACGGUGACACCAAGGACGAUGUUCCUCUUCCCGACAACGAGGUUGGCCAGAAGAUCACCAAGCUCUUCAAGGAGGAGGAGAAGGACACCAACGUUAUCGUUCUCACCUCCAUGGGCGAGGAGUGCGCUAUGGAAGCCAAGGAGGCCCCCAACCAGGUGCGGAUUAUGGAUGAGAGGCGAGAUCUUCGCAAGUUUCCUCGUGGGGAGAGAUGUCCAGAAUGUGGUGCUCGAAGAUGGUAUUUGGAGAAUGGUCUGCGCUUCUGCUCCAACGGACAUCAGGUUGAGGGAUUCAUUCAAUUCGACAUUGGUGAUGAUGUCGAUGCUGGUCAGCUUGGUAAAAAGACAAAGAAAGACAAGGAGGUCAAGGAAAAAGAGCUACGCCACCUCACAGGGCAAGCAGGCAAGAAUCUAUUUCUCGAGUGUCUACAACUAGUGCUGAGGCGGCAGCUCCUUUGGCUCGUUCAGAGCAAAGGUCAUCGAGAAGAGCUUGAGACUGUCGUGCGCGAUCUGUGGGAUCUUCGUAUUCGAGGCUCUGGGGCUCUCCUGGCUGAGGAGGAAACACAACAAACGGGCGAUGGCCUUGCGACAUUCAGUUCGCAGCCUACAGGCACAGAAAAAGAUGAUACGCCAAAGAUGCAGGGCAUAAGAGCUCGUAGCUGGAAUCCAGAGGACAACCCAGAUUGGCCUGUGCCGAGAAUGAUUGAAACCCUGGCCUUGUGCUAUCUUGGAUGCUUGUUGCUCAGGAUACCUACCACGAUUGGGGAGCUUUGCGCCUGGGCCAAUUCAAGACGAAUGCCUUAUAAACGAUCUUACUACGAUCUUCCCGAAGAAAUGCAAGAUCGACUGCCAUCUGCUUAUACUAGGGCCCUCAAAUUACCCCUGCGCUCGUCUCUCAGAGGCAUCGACAUGCACAAUGCUGUGCUAGAUCUCGCACUCUCAUAUCAUCACAACUAUGGAAUGAUUUUCCCAGCUAUCAGUGAUACACCAACCAUUGUGCACUUUGUCAGGCAACUCACUUUACCAGGCAAUGGAAACGCUCAUCACAGCAAGAAGCAUACUAUCGACUAUCCCGAGAUCUUGCUCAUGUCAGCUAUUGUGGUUGCAGCAAAGCUGUGCUUUCCGUUAGGACAACACGCCCCUUUUCUUCGCGCCGCUACCACAGAGCAGAGUAUCAAGUUCGACUGGAUAAUAUGGCUCAAAGGCGCCCAAGAAUUAACAGAAGCAUCUCAAACACCUGGGAAGGAGCCCAGCUUCGAUCAAGCUACCGCUGACCAAGUUACUUCAAUGACGACAGAAGAGCUUGACCAGUACUUUGCUCAUAUUGCGAGCACCAUCGACAGGAAGAAUGAUUCGGAAAUCACCAGGUUCUUUCCAUCAGAGAAGGCUCCUCCUCCAGAGGCUCCUACAAGAGAAAACACUGAACAAAAUAAUGACCACAAGAUGCGGAAGAUCCUUGGUCAAGCAAUUACAGUAAAAGGGGAAGAGGGGUCAGAACAAGACGGGGAAACACUGGCAGAACCAAGUUAUGAAACGUUCCGUUCGGUUGAGGACCUUACAGAGACAGCGCAGGCAUUGUACAAAGCUGCUGUGCAGAUUUUCGUGAAGACCCUGACGGGCAAGACCAUCACCCUCGAGGUCGAGUCCUCGGACACCAUCGACAAUGUCAAGUCCAAGAUCCAGGACAAGGAGGGCAUCCCCCCUGACCAACAGCGACUGAUUUUCGCUGGUAAGCAGCUCGAGGAUGGCCGAACUCUCUCCGACUACAACAUCCAGAAGGAGUCCACCCUUCACCUCGUCCUCCGUCUCCGUGGUGGUAUCAUUGAGCCCUCGCUCAAGGCCCUUGCCUCCAAGUUCAACUGCGACAAGAUGAUCUGCCGCAAGUGCUACGCUCGUCUCCCUCCCCGUGCCACCAACUGCCGCAAGCGCAAGUGUGGACACACCAACCAGCUCCGACCCAAGAAGAAGCUCAAAUAA